AGUAUAUCACCUCGGAGUGUGUCUGGCUCAAGAGAAAUAUCACCUUAUGUAUUAAAUGAUGCUGCCGUCCAACCAUCAAUACCUAUAUCUAGAACAAAUGGUCCCCCACAGCCGGGCCAGCAGUUUAAGUUCACGGUCGGCGAGUCGUGUGACCGGAUCAAGGAGGAGUUUCAGUUUUUACAAGCACAGUACCACAACCUCAAGCUCGAGUGCGAGAAACUGGCCAGUGAAAAGAUAGAGAUUCAGAGGCACUAUGUGAUGUAUUACGAGAUGUCAUACGGCCUCAACGUAGAAAUGCAUAAACAGACGGAGAUCGCCAAAAGACUCAACGCCAUCAUCGCCCAGAUUCUUCCCUUUUUAUCGCAAGAGCACCAACAACAAGUAGCGACGGCCGUAGAGAGGGCAAAGCAAGUAACGAUGCCUGAACUCAACGCCAUUAUCGGGGUAAGUCAACAGAUGCACGCGUCCAUGCCGCACGCCGCGCACCCGCCGCCUUUCCCCAGCCACCCGGGCCUGCCGGGGCUGCCUGGUCUGCCCGGGCUGUCGCACCCGCUGUCCAUGCUGCAGGCCACCAAGCCCGAGCACCGCGACCAGGACGCCAAGCCGCCACCAGCGUAAUUCCAUUUCACCUGCCGAGCGUGAAAAGUACAGACCGAGAAGUCCUGUGGAACCAGAGCACAAAAAGAUGAAGAAAGAAGAGAAGGAUGGCCAUGCUAGUGAUGGCGAGAAAAGUGACCAGGAUUUGGUGGUUGACGACGCGAGCGAGGUGAAUCACAAAGACCCUAUCUCACCUCAAAAUGGCACAUCAUCACCUCGUGAAAAUGGCAUUGAUAAACUAGCCCCAAAGAAGGAACAUGUUGGACCACACAGUCCUCGCAGUGGCACUUCCUCAAAUGCCAGCACACCAUCCACAAAGAAAAUGGAUGAGAAACCAACAACUCCUAUCUCAAAGUCAGUGACUCCUACCAAUGCAGGUAGUGCAAACAACACUGCUGCAGGUGCACUGAAACCAUUGAAGCCUCAAUCUGCACUUGGUCAAUAUCCUUAUUUGGGUGGUGCUGGGCCCCAUGAACUUCCGGGUGCUGGAGGUCCUUACGGACUUCACAAUAAUUUGCCACCAGGCCUUAAUAGUUAUCCUCGGCCACCUCUUGUUGGUUAUGAUCCACAUGGUCAAAUGAGAGCGCCACUGGGACCUGGUUUAGGAGGAAUACCUGGAGGAAAACCAGCGUAUUCCUUUCAUGUAAGUGCUGAUGGUCAGAUGCAACCAGUUCCAUUCCCGCCUGAUGCUUUGAUUGGACCUGGCAUUCCCCGACAUGCAAGACAGAUAAACACACUUACCCAUGGGGAAGUUGUGUGUGCUGUCACUAUUUCUAAUCCUACCAAAUAUGUGUACACUGGUGGCAAGGGGUGUGUCAAGGUUUGGGACAUCAGUCAACCCGGCUCCAAAUCAGCAGUAUCUCAAUUAGAUUGUUUGCAAAGGGAUAACUAUAUCAGAUCGGUGAAACUGCUACCAGAUGGAAGAACUUUGAUUGUUGGAGGUGAAGCUAGUAAUCUCAGCAUUUGGGACCUUGCAUCUCCUACACCAAGAAUUAAGGCUGAACUUACCUCAAGCGCACCUGCUUGUUAUGCAUUAGCAAUUAGUCCUGACUCCAAGGUUUGCUUUAGUUGUUGCUCAGAUGGUAAUAUUGCUGUGUGGGAUCUACAUAACCAAUCCCUUGUUCGCCAAUUCCAAGGCCACACAGAUGGUGCAUCAUGUAUUGAUAUAUCAGCUGAUGGGACGAAAUUGUGGACUGGUGGUCUAGACAACACAGUUAGGUCAUGGGACUUGAGGGAGGGGCGUCAAUUACAGCAACAUGACUUCUCCUCUCAGAUCUUUUCAUUAGGGUACUGUCCCACUGGAGAGUGGUUGGCUGUGGGUAUGGAAAACUCAAAUGUAGAGGUUUUGCAUGCAGCCAAGCCUGACAAGUAUCAGUUACAUCUUCAUGAGUCAUGUGUUUUGUCUCUUCGGUUCGCGGCUUGUGGGAAGUGGUUUGUUUCCACUGGCAAGGAUAAUCUGCUCAAUGCAUGGAGAACACCUUAUGGUGCAUCAAUUUUCCAGUCAAAAGAAUCUUCAUCAGUACUGAGUUGUGACAUAUCAGCUGAUGAUAAGUACAUUGUUACUGGGUCAGGUGACAAGAAAGCAACAGUGUAUGAAGUCAUCUACUGAUUUCUUUUAGUUUAAGUAUCAUAAUUGACCCAUUUGGGAGAAGUGAGCUAAAACUUCUUGAUGAGCUCUCUAUGUUAUUCAACACUUGGAUUUAACAAGAGAGUAAAUGAAACAGCUAAAGCAAGCAUACCAUGGCGUAAAUUAUCUGACAAAUGGUGUAUCUUAGAUUUUCCAGGUGUUGACCUGUUCUGUGAUAUCUCAGUGAGUGUGUGUACGUAUGUGUAAGCAUAAAUGUGUUAUUAUGAGUAAUUUAUGUGCUUGUGCCUUGAGCAGUUACACUUGACUUUCAGUUAUGCUUUUCUGCUACGCACUUUGCUCAUGACCAAUUGUUCUCUGUUAGCCUCAUUAGGAGAGCAAAUUGUUAAUACUUGUACAGUAAUUAAACAAUCUAAGAAUUUUUAGACGUCAGAACUAUGUUAUUGUCUGUACAGUUUGGCUUCUUAUGAUUUUCAUUGUUACUUCUCUUAAAUAAUUUUAUUUGUGUCACAAAAGAAGUAUUUGACAUGUAUAUGAAAUGUUGACAGGCAGAUGGAAUCAACACUUCAACAAAGUGUUCAUCAGUUGAAACACUUUUUUUUUUUUUCCAUUUUGCUCUAGUUUGUUCUCUUAAUGUUCUGUUCCAGUGUUUUUUUUUCUUUUUUAAGAGUACCUAUAUGGUAACAAAAUUGCAUCUUAGAUAAAGGGAGUUUUGUUAUUCUAUUUUUUUUCUUUCUUAAGACUUCAUUUUGCUCACAUGAAUGCAAGAAUUACUUUUUACAAAAGACUGGUACAGUACUCUCAUGUAUUUUUAUACAAAUCGGAACAGAUAUCCUCAUUUGCCAACUUGUCAUUGUAGUUCACAGUCCAACAUUUUCUAGUAAAAAACAUCUUCUGCUCAGUUACAGAUCUUAUCUCAAA
Frankliniella occidentalis (western flower thrips) is the source of this 3103-nucleotide messenger RNA. RefSeq names its product protein groucho. Gene Ontology annotation, cellular component: nucleus; transcription regulator complex. Gene Ontology annotation, biological process: regulation of DNA-templated transcription; negative regulation of canonical Wnt signaling pathway. The record is from RefSeq and is a predicted model, not a curated record. Gene Ontology annotation, molecular function: protein binding; transcription corepressor activity. NCBI's taxonomy places the organism in Eukaryota, Metazoa, Arthropoda, Insecta, Thysanoptera, Thripidae.